Messenger RNA from Camelina sativa (false flax), 562 nucleotides. Its product is annotated as small ribosomal subunit protein eS30z/eS30y/eS30x. Gene Ontology annotation, biological process: translation. Gene Ontology annotation, molecular function: structural constituent of ribosome. Lineage: Eukaryota; Viridiplantae; Streptophyta; Magnoliopsida; Brassicales; Brassicaceae. Gene Ontology annotation, cellular component: ribosome; cytosolic small ribosomal subunit. The record is from RefSeq and is a predicted model, not a curated record.
AUUGACUGUAAAAAUUCCGAAAACCCUAAAAACGAAAGCUAUCGAGCAUCGUCGUCCCCAACAGCCGAAGAACUGAAACUAGAAGAAGACUCUCAGUAAUCGAGAAAUGGGUAAGGUUCACGGUUCAUUGGCUCGUGCCGGUAAGGUGAGAGGUCAGACACCUAAAGUGGCUAAGCAGGACAAGAAGAAGAAGCCUCGUGGUCGUGCUCACAAACGGUUGCAACACAACCGCCGUUUCGUCACCGCCGUUGUUGGUUUUGGCAAGAAGAGAGGACCCAACUCAUCAGAGAAGUAGACAACAAGGUUUUACUCUUUCAGAUUUCGUGGGAUGUUUUUUGUAUUGUGUUUCUCAUCGGCUUAUAUCAUAAGUUCUUGGAUUACUCGCUUAUCAUACACUAGAUUCUGAAGGAAGUAAUAUUCAUUUUAUCCGCAGCUUUAUUUUCUUUGACGUUGAACCCAAAUAAUUCUCACAUCUUAAACUUGUUAUGUAUUUGUCUCUGGUCUAUGUUAUGUAUUCGAAACCAACUGAACAAUCAACUUCAUAUCUCAGUCUUCUAAAACC